Siniperca chuatsi (mandarin fish) is the source of this 4894-nucleotide messenger RNA. RefSeq names its product AFG3-like AAA ATPase 2 (gene afg3l2). Gene Ontology annotation, cellular component: membrane; m-AAA complex. The transcript is spliced from 18 exons. Gene Ontology annotation, molecular function: ATP-dependent peptidase activity; metalloendopeptidase activity; ATP hydrolysis activity. NCBI's taxonomy places the organism in Eukaryota, Metazoa, Chordata, Actinopteri, Centrarchiformes, Sinipercidae. Bases 156 to 2564 code for a protein of 802 amino acids. The record is from RefSeq and is a predicted model, not a curated record. Gene Ontology annotation, biological process: mitochondrial protein processing; protein-containing complex assembly.
AGUGACGCGCCCGCCGGCGUCACAACUGCCAAACACCGCAGAAGAAGAAGAAGGAGGCUAGGGGAAAGAUGGCGGGGCAGUGUGGUUACGGAACAGAAAUACUGAACUUGAGUCGCGUUUAGAGCCCGGUACAGUUGCUCUCUGCCGGUGAGAGGAUGGCGCACCGCUACCUGCGGCUGUCCGCCGGCUGCAGGAGCUGGUUCCGGCUGCUGCCGCCCGCCGCCGCGCCGACCAGGCUGGUGAUGACGUGUUCGACCAUGGCGGGACAGGUAGAGAGUGGGCGGAGCCUGCUGAGGGACCUGCUGGGAGCGUACAGGAGACUGAGCUCCAGACCACCUAAAGGUUUUGAGAAAUAUUUUCCAGAAAAUCAGAAAACUCCGAAAAACCCUGAACCUGAAGCAGCAACCAAAGAAGCCAAACCUUCCAACGCUCAGAGAGCCUCUGGGAGGUCAGCAGCAGGUGGAGGAGGAGGAGGAGCAGCAGGUGGAGGAGGAGGAAAACGAGGAGGCCGUAGGGAGGAGUCACACUGGUACAGCCGUCUGCAGAAGGGUGACGUUCCCUGGGAUGAUAAAGAGUUUCGGAUGUACGUCCUGAGCGGAGCGGCGUUCUGGACCACCGUCACCUAUUAUUUCUUCUUCAGGGACGGAGGACGAGAGGUCACCUGGAAGGACUUUGUCAACAACUACCUGUCCAAAGGAGUGGUGGACCGGUUAGAGGUGGUCAACAAGCGUUACGUCAAAGUGGUUUUCUCUCCUGGGAAGACGCCGAUGGACGGGCAGUAUGUGUGGUUCAACAUCGGCAGUGUGGACACGUUUGAGAGGAACCUGGAGACAGCUCAGUACGAGCUCGGCAUCGAGGGAGAGAACAGGCUGCCGGUGGUUUAUUCCACCGAGAGCGACGGCACGUUCCUACUGAGCAUGCUCCCCACGGUGCUCAUCAUUGGCUUCCUGCUGUUCAUGCUGCGGCGAGGCCCAGCUGGGGCGGGACGUCCCGGCCGGGGGAUGGGCGGGCUCUUCAGCGUCAGUGAGACGACUGCAAAGAUCCUGAAAGAUGAGAUCGAUGUGAAGUUCAAAGAUGUGGCGGGCUGCGAGGAGGCCAAGCUGGAGAUCAUGGAGUUCGUCAACUUCUUGAAGAACCCCAAACAGUACCAGGACCUGGGUGCCAAGAUCCCCAAGGGAGCCAUCUUGACGGGUCCUCCAGGAACAGGAAAGACUCUUUUGGCCAAAGCGACGGCCGGUGAGGCCGACGUACCGUUCAUCACCGUCAACGGCUCCGAGUUCCUGGAGAUGUUUGUGGGCGUCGGCCCCGCCAGGGUGAGAGAUCUGUUCGUCAUGGCGAGGAAGAACGCUCCCUGCAUCCUCUUCAUCGACGAGAUCGAUGCUGUGGGACGGAAACGAGGACGAGGAAACUUUGGAGGACAGAGCGAGCAGGAGAACACACUGAACCAGCUGCUGGUGGAGAUGGACGGGUUCAACACGGCCACCAACGUUGUGGUUCUAGCAGGAACCAACAGACCGGACAUCCUGGACCCGGCUCUGAUGAGACCUGGACGCUUCGACAGACAGAUCUACAUCGGUCAUCCUGAUAUUAAAGGUCGAGCGUCCAUCUUUAAAGUUCACCUGCGUCCUCUGAAGCUGGAGGUCGACUUGGACAAAGACGCUCUGGCCAGGAAGAUGGCCGCCCUCACACCUGGAUUCUCAGGUGCCGACAUCGCUAACGUUUGUAACGAGGCGGCUCUGAUCGCCGCUCGCCACCUGUCGGACGCCAUCAACCAGAAACACUUUGAACAGGCCAUCGAGAGAGUCAUCGGAGGUCUGGAGAAGAAGACUCAGGUCCUGCAGCCGGAGGAGAAGAAGACGGUGGCGUAUCACGAGGCGGGUCACGCCGUCGCCGGAUGGUUCCUGGAGCACGCCGACCCGCUUCUAAAGGUGUCCAUCAUCCCCAGAGGGAAGGGUCUGGGUUACGCCCAGUACCUGCCUAAAGAGCAGUACCUGUACACCAAAGAGCAGCUGCUGGACCGGAUGUGUAUGACUCUGGGAGGUCGAGUCUCCGAGGAGAUCUUCUUCGGGCAGAUCACCACUGGAGCUCAGGACGACCUCCGAAAGGUCACCCAGAGCGCCUACGCACAGAUCGUUCAGUUUGGGAUGAAUGCGAAGGUGGGUCAGGUUUCCUUUGACCUCCCCCGGCAAGGUGAGAUGGUUCUGGAGAAACCGUACAGCGAAGCUACGGCUCGUCUCAUCGACACCGAGGUUCGAAUCCUCAUAAGCGAGGCGUACCAGAGAACCCACCAACUGCUGAGCGACAAGAAGGCCGACGUGGAGAAGGUGGCACUCCGGCUGCUGGAGAAGGAGGUUCUGGAUAAGAACGACAUGGUGGAGCUGCUAGGCAAACGUCCGUUCGCAGAGAAGGCGACGUACGAGGACUUUGUCGAGGGAACCGGAGGCAUGGAUGAGGACACAACGCUGCCGGAGGGUCUGAAGAACUGGAACCAGGAGAGGAAGGACAAGGAGGAGAGCCAGGACGAGCAGGUGGCCCGCCAGAUCUCUGGAGGAAUGCCUUUCUAGAACCUUGUGAUGGACGGCUGAACACUCAAAUACUGACCCAUCACUCUCACGUGUCAAAAAUAUCGUCUCUCUGGAGUUCUGCAAUCACAAUCACUCACGAGGUCUAGAACCUUCUCACUGACUUCCAGAAUAAACAUCAAGAGCUCUGCACCUGCUCCUAGAACCUUUUCUCUGCACCAAACACCAAAUCUUCACCCUAUGAAGUUCUUAAACAUUCUGUUGGAUGUCUGGGUUCUACCACUAUCCUAAAUCUCGGCAAGCCCUCCCACAUGUGUCUAGAACCUUGCUUACGAUCACCUUGUCACCAUCUUCGAGGUCUAGAACCCUCUCUCUGACUUUCGAGAACUCUGAAUGCUCCUAGAACCUUCUCUCUGCAGUUCUGCACUCACGUUCCUGUAACACCAAACCUUCUCCUUAUAGUUCUAGAACCUUUACUCAAGCUCUGACCUUAUGGAACCUUAUAUGGAGGGAACUCAGAACAGAAAUGUUCUAGAGUUCUAGAAUUGUAACGUCUGUGGUAGAACCCUCCUAUGUGUCGAGGUCGAGAGCACUCACUCCAGUAUGGGGUUCUAGAACGCUCAAAUACAUACAUGUACUUCUAAGCCCUUCUUUAUGAGGAAGGAGCAGCUUAUGUGACAUUAAACCUCCCGACUACAUCCUCCAGAACUUAUUCACUGAGUUCCAAAACAUUUCUGUGUAGGGAACUCUGUAUAGAACAACAGUUAGAACCGCUCUAUAUGUGUUCUACAAUCAACUUCUGUAACAACAACUUAUCCUCAUAAUAUAGAACCAGUCUUGACUUAAAGAGUAUUUCCCUACAAAGAACUGUUCUCUGCAUAGAACUCUUAACAACAGUGUUAGAACUAUUUUCUUUGUUGGGUUCUGCAAUCCCUUUCUAACUCAGUGUUCUACAUCACACACACAUAAAAUGUUCCCUCCCCUGAGGUCUAGAAUCUGCAGCUCUAAAACCGUCACUCUACAAUCAACUUCUGUUACAACAAACCUUUAAUCAUAAACUAGAACCAGUCUGACCUGACAUUUCUCUUCAAAGAACUGAUGUCUGCAUAGAACUCUAGAGCCGUUCUCUGCUCUAGAAAACUUGCUCCACUGCAGGGUUCUGACACACAACCUACUCGCUUUAGAACAUGUAGAACCCCACCUCUGUCCUCUAGAACCCAAACAACCAUUCUAGAAGUGUUCUCUAUAUUGGGAUUUGAUCUCCAAAUCUUCCAAAGCAGGGUUCUAGGUCAUUCACAUCAGACACAGACUUCUAGAAAGUUCUCUACCUGAUGUUCUACAAUCAACUUCAGUUACAACACAUCUUAUCAUCAUAAACUAGAACCAGUUCUGACUUAAAGAACCCUGUCAUUGAGUACUGGAACAUUUCUCUACAAAGAAGUGUUCUCUGCAUACAACGAUAGAACCGUUCUCUGCUCUUGGAGCCUUACUCCAUUGCAGGGUUCUACAUCAAACAUACUUGAGAAACUUUUACUUCAACUCCGACCUGUAGAAAAGUUAAAGAGCAUUUCUGCAUAUGUAGAAAUCCUGUUUAGGGUUCUAUAUCCGGACUCUGCAGCAGCCGGUUCCUCGCCUCCGGCCGAACUGUUUGACUCUGUUCUCUGGUUCCAGCAGAUGACGGACAGAACGGUACUGGAGCAGUUCUUACAGUUGAUCCUUCAAUAGAACAAAAUACUCAGCGACUCUGAACCCUGACGUUAUCGGGUGUCGACUCGGCGAGUUCUCCUUAGAACCCGCAGCUCUCAGCAGAACCACCUGCUGAUUGAUAAACACCCGUGGAGUUCUGCUGUUAAAAAAUGAUGAUGGUGAAAAGAAUAAAACUUGCAGUCUGUAUCGUCAUCACUUAUUUAUCGACAGUUAUUGAUUCUGAAAAUAUUGAUGAUGGGUUUUUUUUCAUCGUCACCCAGAACUGAAUGAAAUGAAUGUUCUGGAAGAUUUGGAGACUCUGGUUCCCUCCGAGAUCUUCAUCAUCACCAUGGUAACCGCGCUGUAGUUUGAGAGUGAACUGAAGUGUUAGCUUAAAGCUAACAGACAACACGGAGCUGCUGUAGAGGAAUGCUAAUAUAAAAGCUAAUAUUAGCAUGUGGAGGACUGAAGCGGCUCAGGCUCAAGCGUUCUCAGAGAGCAGUUCAGAGCUGAUCAGGUAUUGAUUCGUUAUUGCUAACAUGCUGUAUAAUGUGUGCAGCUCGUGCUAACGUGCAGCUGAGUGUCUGCUGUCACUGUAGACGUGUAAUAUGAUGUGUAAAAAUAAUAAUGUGUAAAUGUGUCUGUUUCAUGAUUCAAAUGUUUAAUUAAAGUCAGAAAAACUCAAA